Molecule: messenger RNA, 1947 nt
Organism: Rhincodon typus (whale shark)
Lineage: Eukaryota; Metazoa; Chordata; Chondrichthyes; Orectolobiformes; Rhincodontidae
Gene: ssr1
Product: signal sequence receptor, alpha
Exons: 10
Coding region: 69-968 (299 amino acids)
Cellular component (GO): endoplasmic reticulum membrane; endoplasmic reticulum
Source: RefSeq, a predicted model, not a curated record
CCUUCGGCGGUGCCCGGAUGGAGACCGACGCCAUUCUGAGUGAGUGAGGAUCCGAGAGCGAGCGGGUCAUGGGCAGGCUUCACAAUCUCCUGGUCUUACUGCUGCUGGUCUCCCCACUCUGCCUCUUCCAGCAAGGCGGCCCCGGGGCAAGACUUCUUGUUGCUGCAGAUGAUCCAACAGAGGAUGAGGAAGGUAUUGAUGAUUCUGUCGUGGAAGAUGAAGAUGAUGAAGCGGAAAUAGAAGAGGAUGAGCCAACAGACGUUAUGGAAGAUGAGAAAGAAGAGGAAGAGGAGGAGGAAGAAGAUGACUUGACAUCUGGAGAACCCAAAGCUUCUCCCAAUGCUGACACAACUAUUCUGUUUGUGAAGGGAGAAGAUUUCCCAGCUAACAACAUUGUGAAAUUCUUGGUUGGUUUUACCAAUAAGGGCAAUGAAGAAUUUGUUGUGGAAUCUUUGGAUGCCUCAUUUCGUUAUCCUCAGGAUUAUCAGUUCUAUAUUCAGAAUUUCACAGCGCUACAACUGAACACAUUGGUGCAGUCCCAGCGCCAAGCUACAUUUGAGUAUUCAUUUAUCCCUGCUGAACCAAUGGGCGGCCGGCCAUUUGGAUUGGUAAUUAACCUGAACUACAGGGAUGCCACUGGUAAUAUUUACCGUGAUGCUGUGUUCAACCAGACAGUCACGAUAACUGAGCGAGAAGAUGGGUUGGAUGGAGAAACAAUCUUCCUGUACAUGUUCCUGACUGGUCUUGGUUUACUUGUUGUGGUUGGUAUCCAUCAGCUUCUGGAAUCUAGAAAAAGAAGACGACCAACUUCCAAAGUAGAAAUGGGUACAUCUAACCACAAUAAUGUAGACAUGAGUUGGAUUCCUCAGGAAACCUUAAAUCAAAUCAUGCAGAGUAGACGAGACAAAACUUCCCCAAGGAGGUCACCCCGUAAGCGAGCGAAGAGAACUGUGGGAUCGGAUGAAUAGAAACUCAGUUUUUAACCUUCAGUGUUUAAUCCUGUCCAUUUUUGGAGAUAAUGCAGAGAUGCCAUCUAAACAUAGUUUUAAAAAAAAUCAAUGGACUGAGCGGGAGAACCAUUUAAGAAUACAUUUUUUUUUGAACAAGAGCUUCUCAUCAAAAUGCACUUGGCUGUAUACAGAGUUGUUUUUUUUUUUGCCAUUUCAACAUGUUUUAAGCUUUUGUUUAAAAAGUAAUUGCAGCCUGUCAAUAUUUUGACACCUCAAUGUGAAUGAUUCUACGUGAAUUGUUUUUGGCUUGUGUGUACUUUUGCAAUGGUACAAGGAAUUUAAUUCUGAUACGGGCAAUGUCUGUUCUCCUUUCCCUCAAGAUGUCAACAGAGGGCAACGUUACAAGUUGUUUUCUCCCCUGCACGCACACUGUUACAUGUGAACAUGAUGGGAUGUCAUUCUUUUCUGAUUUCAGUCCAAAAUGAUAGUCACACAUGUACAAAAUGAUUGCUUCAUCCUUUAAUUUUAUCCUACCCCUGAUUGCUUCUAGGGUGGAUGCUGUGAACAUGUGUGUAUAGUUAAUACAGUUUGGAUAAGAGAAGCUAUUGCACAGAUUUGAGUAUCUGUUUGGCUAUUACAAUACUGCAGAACAGUGAAAUGAUUGAAAAUGUAUGUGCAUCUGUAUCUCAGGAAACCAAACAGGAUUGCGAAGUGUGUUUUCUAGAGUCAUGUACUAUCUGAUAAUAUUUUUUGUGUUUCAGACACGAGCUUGGAAUUUGUGCACUCAUUUUGGUUUUGAGUGCACCAUGGGUAUUGAAAUCAAACAUAACUUUCAAACCCAGAUUAUUUUCUUAUUGUUGGGAGACCAUUUGGCAAAAUGUACUUGGUCAGAGUUUCAAAAACUCACAGGCAUUAAGAUGUUUUCAACUUCUAAGAUUAUCUGGAAAGAGAUGGCUGGUUUUAAGUGGAUGAGAAGACAUUAAAGUAAACAAACUGA